CCGCCGCCCCGCCGCGGGCGUGGGUGCCUGCUGGUGGCGGGUUGACGGCGGCGUGCCUCAGAACGUGGGGCCACCGCGGCGGGGCAGCGGGGCGGGGCCGAGGUGGCGGCCGCCAUAAUGUGUGCUUCGCCGCGUGCCUUGAUUGGCUGGCCCCGAGGCCCCGCCCGCCGCCCCGCCUGCCGCCGCCACUUAUAAGAGGCCGCGGCGGCGCGCGGCGGCAGGUUAGCUGUGUCCUGUGUCGCCGCCACCACCGCCGCCGCCAUGCAGCAGGCCGCCGCCACGGAGCAGGCCGCCGCCGCCGCCGCCGCCGCCACAACCGCCCUCACAGAGCACCAGCAGCAGCACCACCAGCACGCCGCCCACGCCGCCCCCCCGCAUGGCCGCCCCCGCCGCCCCCGCCUGUCCUUCAGCAUCGACGCCAUCCUGGGUGGCGGCGCCGCGCCCCGCCCCGCGCCGCCCGAGUCCCCGCCGCGCCCCGCCUCCUGCUGUAGCGCCGCCAGCGACGCCUCGCUGCUAAGCCAUGACUCGGAGCGCUCCCUCAGCCCCGCCGCGGCGCCGCCACCGCGCCCGCCGCCGCCCCUCCUGCCGCCCACCCACUGGCUGCCAGCACACCCCUACUUCACCUUCGCCGCCCACGGCCCGCCCGGCGCCCUGCCCAAGCUGCCCUCUUCGGUGGUGCUGCGGAAGCACAAGCCCAACCGCAAGCCGCGCACGCCCUUCACCACGCAGCAGCUGCUGUCGCUGGAGAAGAAGUUCCGCGAGAAGCAGUACCUCAGCAUCGCCGAGCGCGCCGAGUUCUCCGCCUCGCUCAGCCUCACCGAGACGCAGGUCAAGAUCUGGUUCCAGAACCGACGCGCCAAGGACAAGCGGCUCAAGGAGGCGGAGAUGGAGCGGCUCACCAGGCCACUCUUCUCGCCCUACGCCGCCGCGGCGGCCGCAGCGGUGGCGGGAGGGGGCGGCAGCGGCGGCGGCUGUCCUAUUGGGGGUGGCCUGAUGCCCCUGGCCGCCCGCCUGCCCGGUCUGCCCCUGCCGCGGCCCCUCGUGUCCCUGCUCGGCUAGUGGGCCGGGCACCGCCGCCGCCGCCGCCCACCGUCCAGCCUCCGCGGGGCGUCUAGUCACCCUCAGGUGAGUCCUGCCCCGCCCCGCCAGGCCAGGUGGCGGGGCAGCCUCACGCGGCGGGCCGCCUUGUGUUGCCCCGGCACCCAGCGGGGCGCUGCUCACACACCGCUGUGCCCCGCGGGGCGCCGCCCGCCACGACGCCGCCCCUGCCCGCUCAGCGCCCCACCACCGCCCCUGCCCGCCCCCGGAGGCCCGCCCCACCCCGCGGAGGGACAACACUGUGAUAACCGGAGAUACACACGCCGCCACCACUCAGCGCGGCGUGAAAGACAAUCUAUUAUUUUUGUAACAAUAAUAACACUUGACGAG
This is a messenger RNA of Eriocheir sinensis (Chinese mitten crab), 1428 nucleotides long. RefSeq names its product homeobox protein MSX-1-like. The transcript has 2 exons. The record is from RefSeq and is a predicted model, not a curated record. Gene Ontology annotation, molecular function: RNA polymerase II transcription regulatory region sequence-specific DNA binding; DNA-binding transcription factor activity, RNA polymerase II-specific. The coding region runs from base 262 to 1059 and encodes 265 amino acids. Lineage: Eukaryota; Metazoa; Arthropoda; Malacostraca; Decapoda; Varunidae. Gene Ontology annotation, biological process: embryonic morphogenesis; regulation of transcription by RNA polymerase II. Gene Ontology annotation, cellular component: nucleus.